Molecule: messenger RNA, 8933 nt
Organism: Dermacentor andersoni
Lineage: Eukaryota; Metazoa; Arthropoda; Arachnida; Ixodida; Ixodidae
Molecular function (GO): protein binding
Source: RefSeq, a predicted model, not a curated record
GCCACCACUGCGCAGGCGCAGAUGGAGGAGAUGCACGAGGGCGCCAUGCAGGGCCGCCUGGAGGAGGUGCGCAACCUGGCCGAGGAGCGCCGGCAGCUGGCCUACUGCCGCGACCAGCAGGGCGCCAGCCCGCUGCACAAGGCCGUGCUCUUCCAGCAGCGCGCCCUGGUCGCCUACUUCGUGCAGCACUUCCCCGCGGUCAUGCACACUAGGGACCACCAAGGCAGGACGCCGUUGCACUACGCUGCCGUGCUGCAGGACAACGGCGAGAUCUACCGGAUGCUGAAGACGGCGGGGUCCGACGAGAACGCCACCGAUGUUUACGGCCACACCCCCGACUUCUACCUCGACGCACCCGGCGAGUUGACACUGGAGCAGCUCAAAGAAGGCACCUCGUCGAGCCGCUCCAAGAAGGCCAAACAUCGCAGAAGAAAGUCGGGUGAAAACAGCACUGCCAGCAUUCGUGGCUACUCCGCAAAGCCAGCGGGUCUGAAGGUACAGAUCCGUGAAAUCAUCGGCCAGGGAAACCUCGAGGCCCUUGAAGAGCUUGUUCUUCACGGCCACGGCGACCGUCUGUUGGGCGAGACCAGCCCGAACCCGGUCGUGCAGGAGUUUCUGGACAUCGUGCCCGGAUAUAUCGAGCAGAUCAGCGACGUGCACCGCGCCGUGAUUCGGGGCCGGCUGCGCGAGGUGCAGACGCUGAUGAGCCACCGGUCGCUCUCGCUGGCGCGGGACUCGAUGGGCGCCACGCCCAUCCACAAGGCCGUCAUGCACGGCCACGUGGACGUCGCCCAGCAUCUGGCCGACAACUUCCGCGACUCGCUCAGUGCCAAGGACGUCGAGGGACGAACCCCUCUUCACUACGCGGCCGCACUCAGAGACGGUCGCAAGAUGUACAACAUGCUCAUCGCAGCCGGUUCCCCGACGACAAUCGUAGAUAGCAAAGGCAAGACAGCCGACUACUACCUGCAGUAUCCUGAGAAGCUAGGACUGGAACAAAUCAUCAAACGGAAUCAGCUGGCCAACGCAACACACCUCGGCAAUACUGUCAGCAGGCUCAAAGCCCUCGCACCCCCUUAUAUCCAGAAAACCAUUGUGAACAUGCACGAGAGGUACCACCAUUCUAAUGGCGGUUUGAACGGCAACCAUGAAGCGCAUCUGAACGGUGAUGACGAGAAAGUGCGCACUGAGGAGAACCGAUCUUUCCUUUCUUACUUCUUCUUCUUCUUCUUCUUCUUCUUCUUCCUCUGUGUUUGCCACAACCAGUCGGAAGGCUCCCAAGACACGGCCGAGGACAAAGCUGCUGCCCAUCUAGUCAGCCAGCAAGAAUCGCUAAAGAAAGUCAUGAUGCGAACGAAGCCCAUGUUACCUCCUGUGAUAUUGCCGCGCCUGGAAGUGAACUCCGCCAACAUCCGCAAAUGGAUCGACGAGCAGGAUCUUCAGAAGCUCGAGGGCGCCGUGUUCGAAGGCUACGGUGAGAGGCUCGCCAAAGAACCCUCGGUCCGGCACGAGCAGUUCUCCUUUGUUUUUCUUGCAGCGGCGUUUUGGGUGCAUUUAUAUAGAAGUUUUACAUGUCCUCGCGCAAUAAUCAUAUCCAUGCCACAUCACCAGGAUAUACAAGGGGUCUUAUUUACAGCACUCUUCUGGCUGUCAAGUGGAGCAGUAUUAUUUGGUGGAUCAAGCGGCCACGGAGAACACCAAUUCCAGGGAUGUCCCGCUAUGAACAAACCUCGAUCACUGACCCCGCAGGUGGAGCAGUACCUGAGGAAGGACGUUCCGCGGCUGCUCGAGCGCAUCCAGGCCAUCCACCGCGCGGUAUCCGACGACGACGUCCGCGCCCUGGAGAGCCAGCUGCAGAGCCCCGACUACGCGUUGGCCAGGGACCACCUAGGCAUGACGCCGCUGCACCGCGCCGUCGUCCUCGGAAGGCACGACGUGGCGCGGCUACUCGUCGACCGCUUUCCCGAGACCAUCAACGCCAGGGAUCGGGAAGGACGUACGGCUCUGCAUUACGCGGCGGCCGCUUCCCGGAGAAGCGGUCGCGCGGACAUGUACCGACUACUGUUGCAGAAUGGCUCAGACCCAAGGAUCAGGGACAACAGGGGCAAGUCGUCAGAAUACUACAAAACGCACCACCUACAACUGGCUCCCGAGAUCGCCCAGAUGAGCAGCAGUGCGAGAGACAAAGCCAGGAGUCGCUCGGAGCCUCCGGGGUCAAGGCCACGGAGGAACUCUCACGCGUCCACGGCACUGCACGAGAAGCUGACGGCGGCGCUGCAGAAGGGCGAUCCCGCUGAGGUCCGCGAGCUCGUGCUGGAAGGCCACGGCAGGCAUCUUCUGGGCCGCACGAGCUGGAACGAGGAGGUCCGCCACCUGCUCAAGAGCUUGCCCCAGUUCCUGCACCAAGUGAGGGCUACCCACGAGGCCAUCGGCAGUGGCGACCUGGCAAAGCUCAAGGACCUGGCUGCCUCGGAUGCGCAGCUUCUGCGGGCGCGCAGUGACCUGGGCUGCCACCCAAUGCACGCCGCAAUCGAGGCCCGAAACCUGGAGGCGGCGAGGCUCAUACUGGAUGCCUUCCCGGCCGCCAUAAAGCUCAAGGCACCGCAUGGCCGGAACCCAUUGCAUUUAGCGGCACUUCGAAGGGAUCACGAAAUGUUCAAGUUCCUGGUGGAUAGUGGAGCCGACCCCAAGGCAUUGGACCAGAAAGGGAAGACUGCGGAGUACUACCUAAAGAACAGCCGAAAACGGCGGUCAAGAUCCACGGCGUCCACGCACGAAACGUCGCGAGAGCGCUCGUCCUCAGUUCAGGACACGAAGGCGGCCGCCGUCGAAACAGCCGCGCGUAGCACCGAGCUCGAGACCAUAACGGUGCCCGCCGACAAAGGCGCACUCGGAGCAGUCGGCGACGCUGCCGACGGCGUAGGCCGCGGCGACGAAAGCGCCGAACGGGCCGGCGCCACGAACGAAGAGGCGACUGAGCCCGGCGGUAACGAAUCUGGCCAGAGUGGCUCGAGCGACGGAGGAGGUAAGGGCUCUGCUACUCCAGCGUCGGCUUCCUCAGAGAGCGGUGCUGCCGCGGCCAAAGACGCGGUGGUCGAGGGUGCGAUGCUCGGAGCCGUUAUCGAUGGCCCAGCGCCGAACGCAGAGGCCGCCGGCGCCCUCCCAAAGGACGGUCGUAGUGACCAGCAAGAGUUGUCGGGAGAAGGCGCUGUUGAUGCAUCCUCCUCCUCCUCCUCCUCUUCUGAUUCCCCGCCCACUGUCGUCACUGUCUCCCCCGACGAUGGUGCUGUUCAUAGAGUGAACAGUUCCGGUCUAAUCAAAGAAGGGCAGCGUGCCUCUGGUGACGCUGAAACUGAAGUCGCCAAAAGAGGGAUGGUUGGUGCGGGCGUCGAAGAGAUCGGUGGGGAGAAAAAUGGCGAGGAUGCAAAGAGUAUAGAGUCGAGUGAGCAGCGUAAUAUUGUCGCAAUGGAUGAAGGCGUAGCGCUUUCUUCGAAAAAUGCAGUAAGCGAAACAAGUGCUAAUGGUGAAAGCCACGUCGGCCAAGGGGCGACUGCUGACGUCGCGCGUCAAGUUCAGAAUGGCGACGUUGCCGGUGAAUUACUUGCAGAAGGAUACCAUCAGAAAAUGAGUCAGAGCGAGGGUGAUCACAGCGCGGGCAACAAAAGCGACGCAGUAAUUGAAGAUGGAAGUAAAGAAUGUAGCCAAGCCAAUACUAGCCUUACAAAUGGAGCCGAUGAGUCCAAACAAUUAAAGGUACCUGCACCCUUUAAGGAACUUCAAGGGCUACCAGAAAAUGGCGCGGCGCCUCACGUCAUGGAACAUGUGGAACUCCUCAAGGAUUCGAGAAGCGGAGGCGUCACUCCUGAGCUGAAGAGUGUUGUAGACGUCAAAGCGAAAAGCGGUGCCGAAAAAGCUGCUACUCCGGCUGACCAAUGUGACGGCUCUACAAACAGCGUGAAUCGUAGAGAAAGUCCUAACGUAGAAAACAUACAAAAGGAAUCGUCUACAGGAGAGAGCGGUCUUGGAGGAAAGUGUGAAAGCUCUGCUGGCGGCGGUAAGACUCAAGCCGAUGAUAAAAAUCAGGAUAGUUAUACACAAUGCGAAAGCGACAAGAGCCAAGCUAGUGAAGUCAUGCGCGAUCAGCAGGCAAGCAACUCAAAUGAAGAAGAAAACGAUCCUGUUUCUGGACAGCUGAAGCCCGACAGUGCUUUGGUUCUCAACGGCCCGGGUCUUUCGAAAAAUGUGCUCAAGAAUGAUCACAAUGCUAAUUCUUCAGAUAAUACUUUUGUCGAUAAGGAUAAUACAGAGGCCCAGGCGGAUACAAAAGAGGAUCAGAGCAGUGACCGAGGAAAUGGCACUGCAAUUUUAACCAAGUCAAAUGAUAUAACGCUUGAGCUUGACAAAAGCAACGACCACGUCAUCGCCCAUGGCGAAACUCAGAAUGAGAUGCCCAAGGCCAUCAUUUCUAGCGAAGCGAUGACAGGAGGUAUUGAGAACGCAGCCCUAGAAGUCGAUGGGGCUGAUUCUAAGGACCAAAAGGACAGUAAUGAGAGUCAAGAUAAAAAACCUUUAGAAACUGCGAAGAAAGUGGAUCAAGGAGCGAAUGAGGAUACCAACAAGCCACCAUCCAGCAAGCUCGGCAAGAAAUCAAAGCUUGUGCCGGAUCAAAAGCCAGCUGUUAAGCCCGUAGGUGCAAAAGAAGUAAAGAAGAACGGAAUGCAGAACCCUCGAAGAAGCAGCAGUAUGGCGUCCAUGAAGGAGCACUUGUCUAAGACCUCGUCUCGACAUUCUUUGAAUAUCGAUGAAAAGAAUGUGUCGAAGGACACUAAACAUGGUUCCUCUGAUACGAGGACAAUGACCAGUAGUAUGAAUGAAGCUUCAAGAGCUAACUCCGUAGCCACACUUGUCACAGGUAAAUCGGGCACAGAACAGAAAAGAGGAGAUCCAGAUGGCGCAAGACCGGCAGCAAAGGGCUCCAGCGAUAUUCCUGCCAUACUGACGAGCAGUAGUCAUGACCAUCAAGGCGAUGCAGCUACUCUACACAAGCUGACCGAGAAAGAGGCUGACCGAGAAGAUGAACACGAAGGGGAGAAAGAGCAGGAAGGUGAAACAACAAUCCGAACAGAGCAUGAAAUUAGAGAUCGCAGUGCUUCACAGUCGCAAAAAAGUCUGAGUGUCGCUGCUUUCGAUGCAACCAAGGAAGAAGUGUUGCAAGCUCAAGGCUCAGUGGGCACUCAAGUUACCAAUGAAGACACGAUAGCUACUCGCGUUCCUGAAGGGGCGGAAGAAAAUCCCUCAAUCGUCACGCGAAGUGAAGCAAUUAAACAACACGGACAUGACAUUCAAAGCUCGGGCCAAGAGUACAAAGGCGUCAAAAACGAACAAGAAGCGAGUUUUCGUGCAAAAGAAGACCAAAUGGAUUCGCAAGAGCAAUCCAAAGACCAAGAAGCAGUGUCGAACAGUUCAGUUGCAUCUGUCGCAACUAAGCCUACCAAAGAAGUGGCUCCAAAAGAACAGGUCGGUGUCGACAGUGACAACGCACUCAAUGAAGCGCCGAAGUCAAAGCCACGGGUGUCGACCAACUCUCACGAGAAGCCGGAACCGGGAGAGCCACGCCAGCGAAGCGCGGGAAAGCGCCCGAACGAUAAGGGGAUUAAAGUGUCAAGUAACACGUCGGCGCAACUCGAUCGAUUGAAUGAGCUCAUCGACGUUUGGAUCAAGGAAGGCGAUCUGCUGCGCCUCGAGCACGUGGUCAUCGCGGGCCAGGGGGAGCGGCUACUCAACAAGACGUCCGACGAUAAGCAAGUCCAAGAGUUCCUGGGACUCGUUCCCGCCUACAUGGAUCGCAUCCGGACGGUGCACGAGGCGGUGGUGAGCGGUAACAUGGCGCAGGUUCGCCAGGUGCUGACUCGCAAACGCUUCGCGCUCAGCCGCGACCGCCUUGGCGCCAGCCCCCUGCACCUCGCCGUCCUGCACGGACACACGGACGUGCUCAAUUACAUCGUCGAGCGCUUUCCCGAGACGCUGGACGGACCGGACAACGAAGGGCGAACACCGCUGCAUUACGCAGCCGUCGUGCUCGAGGCCCAAAAUUACUUCGACAUUCUCAAAAAGGCUGGCGCUGACGAGGCCAUCAAGGACAAGAUGGGGCACACGCCGGAAUACUACCUGAAGAAUCCCAAGGAGCUGAGCAUUAGAGACCUCCUCGCCAACUACCACACGCCAACGGACGACGACAAGUCGGCCAAAGCGGACGUGUGGCAGAGACCGUCCACACCCGCCGCAGCCGCAGAUGCGCCCGAAGCGUUGACUGUCGUUCCGGAAGCGCCUUCGGCGCCAGUAGCUCCCGCGGCUAAUGGAGGAGUGGCUCAGCCGGCCGUCCUGCCCGACGGAAAACCGCAACAGCAAGAAGCAGCGCCCGAGGUUACAGCGUCAGAGGCGUCGAAAACGACAAACUCAGUGCCAUCGGUGGAAGCGGCGUCGAACGCCGCGCCGGAGGCGCCGCCAGCGCCAGGACAGGUGGCUGCCCCACCGGUACCAACCGAGAAAGGUGUGCGACAGCCCGUCGACGAACCUUUGCAGACGGCGGUCCAACUGCCACUGGGCGAGCAUGCUGCGAGUCGCGCGACUGCUGCAACGGGCCAGCCAGCGUCGACCACGCUGCCGGCCGGCAAGAAUGGGCAGAAUGGCGGCGCCGACAUGGUGCAGUUGGCACAAUCCUUGUUGCUGACGGGAAGAACGUCGGAGGAGGCCCAGUACCUGAGUUCCAGCGUCGGCGACGCGCUAGUUGGGGCCCUCGCGGCCGUCGCCAAGCAGAGGCCUCCAGACCCCGUGGCCUUCGUCGCCUCUUGGCUAAAGCAGAAUCAAAUGGUCCAGGACCGGCCGACCACCAGAGCUCCGAACGCCACUAUGCCAGCGGUGAACUCGAAAAACCGAGACAACGAGGUAGCGUCCAGAGCAAACACUAUUUCGUCUUCGGCGACAAGCGACGACAGCCUGAGGAGAGCGGGCUUCACAAACCCCUUCUCCGAGGAGGCUGCCAUCGAGGAGACGGAGCACUACAUGGAUGACUACACCCGGCUCAAGGACGAAGAGGGUCAGACAGUGCUGCACUUCGCCGCCUCGCACGCGCACAGCGAGGGUUGCUUCUACGCGCUGGUGCGCCAGGGCCAGGCGCUACUCGCCGAGAGGGACUCCCGUUACCGGACAGCGAGGGACGUGGCUCGCGAGGCCCAGCAGACGGACAACGUGUUCGCGCUCGACGCGUUCGUCCUUGACGCCUUCCUGGAGCGCCGAGCGGGGCUGCUGCGCGCGCUGGCGCAUCGAGGAUACGAGCCACUGCUGCAUGCCGCCGACCGCCACGGGCGACACCUGACGGCCGUGCUGGCUCAAUUCCAGAUGACCGAUAUGCAGGCACUCGUGCACGACAUGGACGCAUUCUUCAAAACUCGCGAGGAGCUCCACGCGUUUGUACGCAACGGAUACCUGGAGGGUGUGCAACAACUGGUGAAGCGUGACGUCAGCUUGGUGACUGCCAAGGGCACCAGAGGACGCUGCGCACUGCACGUUGCCGUGCUCGUUGAGAACCCGGACGUGGUGCGACACCUGGUCAAAUCAUGUCCAGAUGCACUUCACGUCGCCGACAACAUGGGAAGGACGCCACUGCACUACGCCAUGGCGAUGCCCCACGUGACCACCCUUGGCCAGAUCCUGGUACAGGGAGGGGCCUCGCGCACUGCCAGAGACGUCAAAAUGCGGACACCCAGCUACUUCUUCAUAUACAAGCAAGAAAUACUGAAGCUCAAAGAAGAGGAAUCUCCGGACUAGGCACUUCAUUUCUAAAUAAAAGCAAAUUUUCUACGUUUAUACGCUGGCAGUCCGAGUAUGUAAAAGGUAGGAUUGCUUCAUGUAUUUACGAAGAAGUUUAAACCAUCAUUCAAAGAAGGACACAGUUGAACAACAUACUUACAAUCAUAGCCUCGGUCGAGACGAGAAGGUGACUAAUUUUAUUGCUACUUUUCUUUUUGACAAGGUGCACUCGGGAACUACGCUAGACCUUCUGAUUGCCGCAAUGUAGGAAAUGGCGAUAGCCGUUCUUCGACGAUUUCUGUGACUCUUAAAGAACCCCUCACCAUUUCCCGGCAUAUUUUUUUUUUUUUUUUUGCGCACUGGUAGAUGUUAAGCACCGUCCACGGAACAGUAUAUUAUCAAGGAAUUUUUUUUAAGUACUUUGUAAUAGCGGACAUAAAAGCACAUUAAUUGGAUCGAGGCGAUAAUGCGAGGAAGCGAGAAACUGCCAACGACAGUUGCUCUCAUGAUAAUUAUGUUAGUGGUAGUGCUGCUUUGGUGGUGAUCGAGGAGGAGGGAGAUUUUUAGAUAUGACAUCGAUGUGCGGCCCAUAAGUUUUCCCACAAGAAAUUGCUGUAGAAGAAAUUCCUGGCGCUGAGAUUGUUCAGAAAUCACAUCAAUAAAGGGUAGUACAUGGAUUUUGCAUAGAUUUCUAUAAUCUUCGUGUUUGUGGCUUCAAGCGUCACGUGGCAUUGUUUAUAACGCUUUACCUUUAUAUAGGAAAUUUGGUUGUUCGAGGAACCACAACAAACUAACAUAAUCUCUAUCGCGUUCUCUACCAGCAUCCGCAGUCGAAAUUCCUUCCCUGCAUUCACCCGUAUUAGAGUAGAGAGCAACGUCACUUGACGUCAUGAGCCCCGUCUAGUAUUCGUCUCUCUCUCUCUCCCUUACUCACUGCUUCCAGUGGCAGUUUAGCACGCCCUGUGUUUCGCUGGAAUCUGUGUAUUUCGCGUUGCUGCUGUCUGCACGCUGCACGUGGGAUCGGUGACAUGGUAAACAAGACCAAUGACGCCGUAGUUUGCCUAAGCACAUAGGUGCAUUGCGUAGACACUGCAAGAUCACCACUACAUGAUCUCACGUCAAUA